This is a messenger RNA of Oncorhynchus nerka (sockeye salmon), 7620 nucleotides long. Its product is annotated as ras-interacting protein 1-like. Gene Ontology annotation, biological process: negative regulation of Rho protein signal transduction; signal transduction; angiogenesis. Gene Ontology annotation, cellular component: cell-cell junction. The record is from RefSeq and is a predicted model, not a curated record. NCBI's taxonomy places the organism in Eukaryota, Metazoa, Chordata, Actinopteri, Salmoniformes, Salmonidae. Gene Ontology annotation, molecular function: GTPase binding.
AAAAAAUAAAACAAAUUGGAAGAGUAUCUUAAAUUCCACUGCACCCAAAGUGCCAUGACGAACUGUGGAAUACCUAUUAAAUUUCACUGUCAAGUUCAACCCAUUUUCUGAAGAUGGUUAGCCUAUAGGUCUGUAGGGGAGCGUGUAAAGAGAACAAAAGAGAAUAACUGAACUACUACGAUACUUAACUUUAGUUGGCAGUGGUGGGCUGACGACCACUUAGCACGUGCGCUCCCACGCAGUUGCACUCUGAAGUUCAUUCUGUCAGCGCGCACCAUCCAACGUCGCCUUCCCGCUUGUCGCUUUCUUGGCACUGAGACCUCAAAUUGGAUGGCUACAGAGAUGUAGCGAUCUCGUACAUUUGGAGCAGCUCUUGCGACCAACGCGUUUAACGCUCUUGGAGCCUUGAUCUGGAGCUUGGAAUGGACUCCACAAAGAUGACUUUGGACCGGAGCCCUCUGCCUCCCAAGACAAACUCACUCCAUUCCGUGGGUUUACCUGCCUGCUCACCCAAACGGCGCUUCAUAAAGCUGGGGAGAAAACCAAGUGAUGGCUCUUUACAGUCAGGCUCCUCUGGUUCCAGUACCAGGUCAGCUGACAGUGUGGGCGUGGACGUCAUCCGACAGCCAUCCAGGAGUCGUAUCCGCCGUCAUACCAACCGCUUGUCUGCUGUGUUCCAGCGAGGCUCCGCCCAUAACGCCACCGCUAUGGCCUUACCCGGGUUACCUGGCUUACCUAGCCAUGCUUGGAAGGAGUCGAAUGACAGAAUUUCUCCCGGGGAUGCAUCAAUGACAGACGACCCUGCUGAACUGUCCAAUCAGAUAACGGCACCAGGCAUUCUGAAGAUCUUUGGCAGUGAGAUCUGCCAGGGGGCAAACUACAAGAGCGUCCUGGCAACAACACACUCCAGUGCUAAGGAGCUGGUCAAAGAGGCACUGGAGAGGUACGGUCUGAACAAGGAAGAGGCGGAGUCGUAUGUUCUCUGCGACUCCAUUGGCUACGUGGGUGACCACCAGUGGAAGACGGAAUGCUUCCGGGUCGUCGGUGACAAUGAGAAGCCCCUCCUCCUGCAGUCACUAUGGAAACCCAGGGAGGGCUUGGCGAGGCGGUUUGAGAUCCAGAGGAGAGCCAGUGUGGAGGAAAAGAGAUCAAGAGACAAGGACACGGUCACUGCUGGCAUCAACGCCCAGGCUCGUAAACUCCAGAAGAGCCGCUCUCGAGUCACCUCUGCCCUGAUCGAGAGGAGGAGUGUGUAUGUGACCUCUACCCUAGAGAGGGGUGUGUGUGGGGCUUGUAACCAAAAGGACAGGGGCGGGAGGGUAUGUGGGGGCCAGAAUAAGUCUGAACGGGGGCCGGGUCUGUGGAGGAGCCAGAGUGAAGCAGACCUCUCACCCCAGUCCACAGAAACACAACAGAGACACCAACAGAACCCCACUGAGCCCCUUAGUCAGAACCCCAAUGGGUUUCACACUCCCAGUCAAGACGAGAACCACAAUCAGUGUCACAGUCAGGACCAUGAACAGAAUGUGGAACAGAAUCACAAAUUGAACCCCGAUAAGAACCUCAAACAGAGAGAUGAAGAGAGCUAUGUUGACGCCAAUGUUCCCCCUCUGGAGGACCCUGGAUCAGAGACUUACACAGAGCCCCUCUGUCCUUCCCCUGAGAUGGAGAGAGAGAGGGAGGAGACGGAGAGCAGUGACGAUAACGUAACACUUUACUCCAUUCACCCUCCCCAAGACUGCCCCUACCUACUGCUGCUACAGGGCUACAGCAACAGACAGGACUUUGUCAUCUACCUGCUGAACGGUUCAAGCAUUUUGAUUGGUCGAUGUGGUGGCGAAGACAAGGAGAGGUCAAAGGUUGACUUCCCGCUCUCUGCCCCCGACAUCCUGCCUCUUCACUGCUGCCUAUGUCGCCAUGAGCACAACGAUAAAGGUUCCACCGUCCGCCUCCGUCCCUUCCACAGUGCUAUGGUAACACGGAACGGGGAGACGUUGUCCGAAGAGGCAGAGCUUAGUCCAGGUGAUGUCAUCGGGAUGGGACGUCACUACCUAUUCUUGUUCAAGGACCCCACUGCCUGGGUUGUUAUGCAGAAGGUGAAGGACCCCACUUCUUCUCCCGAUCCUACAGGGGUUCUGCCCCAGGCCACUACACUCGCUACUAGUGAACCAGCACUCUGCAACACCUGUAUCUCAGCUAGUGGGACCAGAGAAAUAAGGUCUAGAAGGGCCACAGCUUGCCUAAACAACCCUGAGGGUCGCGGCCUGAACCUACUCUACGUUGUGGAGCACGAGGAUGCCGUCGUCAAGGAAAUCGUUGCCAUGGGGAGUGUCCAUAGAGACAAGCCGCCGUUGACUGUAGCAUUCCUGCUGAGUGUGUGUGUCGAACAUUCCGCCACACACCUCCAAACCUCCGACCUCCGCAGACUACUGCUGCUCAUAGCCAGCCAGGUCCAGAAUGCCAUGUGGGAACACACCAAGGAGCUUGCUGCUAAUCAACCAGAAGUUCUCUGUAGUGACCCAGAGGAGCAGCAGCCUCUCAACCUGGCAGAACUGGUCUCAGGCCUGCGUACCCUGGUGGUCUGGAUGUCCAACGCCCUGGAGCUGCUGUAUUACAUCCAACAACAGAUGCCCCAAACACUGGCCUGGAGGUCACACAGAGAACAAGGGGUGGAGGCAGAGGGAGAGGAACACAAUGACAAGGAGGAGGAGAGCAUGGCCCUGUUGGAGAUGAGGCUGUCGUGUGUGAGGUUGGCCAGUGAAGAAGCCAUGACAGUUCUGGAGGAAGUUAUCAUGUUGACCUUUCAGCAGUGUGUCUACUACCUCACCAAGACUCUGUACCCAAUUCUGCCUAGUUUGCUGGACAGUGACCCAUUCAGGGGGAGCAGUGGGCUGCUUCUCCGCGAGCAAAAUGAGCCGUUCCUGGAUAGCGGUGGUGUGCAGGUCCCUGGAGAGACAGACCAGGUCCUGGAGGUCCUGACAGAGACCAGCAGACUGCUACAGGACUGUCAGCUCCACCAUGAUAUCUCCUCUCAGCUCCUGGCCUAUCUCUUCUACUUCAUCAAUGCUUCACUGUUCAACACACUCAUGGAGAGAGGUUCAGAGGAUGAAUUCUACCAGUGGUCCAGAGGGGUCCAUAUCAGCGCUAACCUAGACCUGCUACUGGACUGGGCCCAAGGGUCUGGACUGGGUGACUUGGUUGUGGAACAUCUCCACACACUCUCCUCUGCUGUCAACCUACUGGCCACUCCAAGGGAACAACUAAUGCAGUCCUCCUGGGAGUCCCUGCGGUGUGCGUUCCCCAGUCUGAGUCCAGCCCAGCUCCACCACCUGCUGAGAGGCUACAGCCCAGCCACACCCUGGCCCCCACACUGGGCCCCUUCUGAUGAGGAUCAACUAGCUACACAGAACACUGCUGAUAUCCUGGAGAGUUUUGACAGCCACCCUCCCCUGGUGCUGCCCAGUUCUGGUUUCAGCCUGAGGCUUGGGGGAGAGGUGACAGACUCAGGCCUGGCUGGACAGCUCAGGAGGUUGCAGAAGUUUAUCAGCAACCUGUCUGUCAAAGAGUCUCCAGAGAACUUCAGUCAUAUGCACACGCAACAGGAUUAUGCUGUUCCCACGGAAGCCAAGCUGACAAAAAUGGCAACUCUCCCAAAGGCCUCCCUGGAGUCUCUUGAAUCCCCCCCCGUAGAGAAGGUCCUACCUCUGGACUCUCCCCCAUCACCCCCCUCUCAAUUAUCUACGCCCUCUCCCCUUCACCCUCCCCCCUUUCCCCCCCAGCAAAGCCCUUCUCCCCCAAGUGAUUUGAACUCUUGUGGGGCCCUACUGACCCAAAAGCUGAAGAGCUUGGAGCUCCAGUUCAGAGAGACAGACCUAAGCCCCCUCACCCAGAGGAGGUCUGCCCUGGACCCCUCCUGUCUCCUCACCCCUCCUAACACCCCCCACAGCCUGGAGCUGGUUGAACCAGAGACUGAGCAUCAGGAGGAUGAAGAUGUGUUUACUCUAGAGCUACAGAGAAGAGAUAGAGGACUGGGAUUGGCUCUGGUGGAUGCAAGGGACCAAUGGAAGGCAAACAACAAUAUGAGCAAGUAACCAUCCCAUCGGUCAUGCAGGGUUAAGUGGCCAAGCCCACGUGCCCUUACGACCAAGAGAAAGGAGGGAUUUUAUCAUCAACGUCCUCUUUGGUCAUGAGUGUCUUGUUUGGUCAUGACUGUCUUGUUUGGUCAUGACUGUCUUGUGUGCAACCCUAGUAACAGUUUGUGUUUUCCUACAGUAAGUGUUUCCUUCAAAAACUGACAUGUUACCAUCUGCACACAUGAGAACCUAUGAGGAAUGUAAGCAUGUUUUCACACAGGCAAUUUGCUAUGGUGGCCCAGGGUUUCCACAAUGUUUCAAAUGGCAAAUUGAAUCCAGUAGGUUACUGUGAAAUUGUUUGAGGCAUUAAAAUGUUUCAUUUGUUAUUUGCUGCCAGCUUAUCUGGCCACAGUUUGUCAUCCAUUGUUCCUAUGCUAGGUAACUUUAGCAUAGUACGUUUUACUAUCAGUAAAAUAAGCCCUCAUGCGGUUUGUUAGUACAGACUGCAAAUCUUACCCUUACGCCGGCUGUUGUUUUUUGAAAUUGCAGUUCCAUUCUAUCUGAAACGUGUACCUUGAAUGGGCAAGUCAAGGAAAGUUAAGUUGGGAUAUGGCUGGAUUUAGAAUUCAAAGGGAAUGCUAUCUAUACGUAAGCAUAAAAAUACAUUUUUUCUAAUUAAUAGUCUGUAUGGGCUAUCAGACUCUAGAUGCUAUGUAUUAGUACAUUUAAUACUGACUUGAGUUUAACAUUUUAAACAGAGUGCAUCCUGUGAGAAUCCAGUGCUCUGCAUAUUUAGCCCAGAAAUGUGUAUGUUUAAUACAAGAUGUUAUUUCACCUCUAGACUGCUGAUGUCUAUACAUUGGAUCGGGGCCAGACUACAGAAAAGGGCCACUAUAUCUUUAUGCAAUAAUAUUCAACAAACUGGACAAGUUAUGCAAGUUUGGGCUGCUACGUAAAGGGGGAUACUAGUCAGUUGUAGAACUGAAUGCAAUUCAACUGAAAUGUGUCUUCCGCAUUUAACCUAACCCCUCUGAAUCAGAAAGUUUAUUCAAGUUUAAAAUGUUAAAGCAUUGUAUGUGGGAAUUCAGUGCACUGCAUAUUAAGCCUCAGAUGUACUUAUGUUAAAUACAAGAUAUCAUUACACUUGUCUACUGAUGAUCUGAGCCAAUGUAGACUUGUAUAAUGUGUCAUUAUUAAUAUUAGAAAUCAAUUUGGCAAGGAAAGAAACAAAUCCAUACUAAAGGGCCACUACCUUGAUGCAAUAACACUUUCAACAAACUGGGCAGAUGCUAUGUAAAUAUCAGCUGCUAAGUAUAAGCACAUUGACUUGACUCAUUUAAAAUGUUAAACAACAAAGCAUGAGAGAAUUCAGUAUACUGCAUAUUCAGCCUCAGAAUUUCACGUGUUUAGGUACACCCUGCAUACCACUGCUGGCUUGCUUCUGAAGCUAAGCAGUGCUGGUCCUGGUCAGUCCCUGGAUGGGAGACCAGAUGCUUCUGGAAGUGGUGUUGGAGGGCCAGUAGGAGGCACUCUUUCCUCUGGUCUAAAAAAUAUCCCAAUGCCCCAGGGCAGUGAUUGGGGACACUGCCCUGUGUAGGGUGCUGUCUUUCGGAUGGGACGUUAAACGGGUGUCCUGACUCUCUGUGGUCAUUAAAGAUCCCAUGGCACUUGUUGUAAGAGUAGGGGUGUUAACCCCAGUGUCCUGGCUAAAUUCCCAAUCUGGCCAUCAAACCAUCACGGUCACCUAAUAAUCCCCAGUUUACAAUUGGCUCAUUCAUCCCCCUCUCCCCUGUAACUAUUCCCCAGGUUGUUGCUGCAAAUGAGAAUGUGUUCUCAGUCAACUUACCUGGUAAAAUAACAGAUAAAUUAAAUUUAAAAAACAAGAUAUGACACUUGUCUACUGGUAACUUGUAUUUUUCAUGCCAAAUCAAUCUUCAAUAGUAAGGACUCCUAAAAGUCUACAUUGGAUUAGGUCUAAUAAAACGUCUGAAUCUUUAAAUGAAGGACUUUUAUGCACCAGCACAAUAUCCCUUAAUUCUAAAAACAUUUGGUUCAUUUAAAACAAAGACACACAUUCAUGUGUUAGAUUUGUUUCUAAAACUUGCCUAAUCAGUUUGUGGUUGGUGUCUAUAUGCAUAACUUCCUGGGGCCCAGCCACCGAAUAUGUUAGUCGGACAACACAACCCAUCCUGGUCAUCCAAAGGAUAACCCAUGCUGUGACGAUUCGAUGCAUUGAUGCCUUUACCCUUGCCCACUGUGCACAUUGGCCCUGGGCGAGCAAGCUCCCUUCACAACUCUCUAGCCUGCAUGGGGCAUGUUGGAUUUGAUAGCCGACACUACAGUACAUUGUCUAGCUCCUCGUCGGCCAUUGAGAGGACUGAUCGAUCGUUCUUUCUCAUACGUCUGGCAACAGUGCGUUCUGACACACCAAGGACUUGUGCAAUGCUUUCUACUGGCAAAAACUGGGCAAACAGUUCCUGGAGCUGGUUCUAAGGUACAGUGUGUCUGGGCCUACCGGUUCGUCCUUGCUCCAGGUGUAGUGGCUCAUCUUAAGGUACAUCAACUACUCAACCUCUGACACGGUUCAGCAGCUCCAUCAAAGGUCCUAAAACAUAUUCAGGGAUGUGACUGACGUUAGCCACAACACUGAUGAAAGUGAGCUCUUGAUUGCAGGUGAAUUCCAAAAAGUCUAAAUCGAUUGGUGGGUAAUUGACCACCCGCAAGAGGCUGGUCUGAAGCCUCCAUUAAUGUCAUUUAUUUGUAGAACCCGAAGACUGUGACAAGGUUAUUAUUGAUGUCAGUUAAACUUGUGUUAGGCUACUUAGCUAGCUAACGUAGUUACUUUUUGACAACUCAUUAGAAAAACUAAUAACGGCAAUCAAUAACUUAUAUACCUAGGUACUGCAUGUGGGUCCUUGACUAGGGCGACCUUGUGGACAGUAAACGUUCUCCUUUGAGAUAUUUCAUCCUCCUUGCUAGCUAACCAUUACCAUGACUGUAAUUGGUAAUUCAAGUGGCUAGCUAGACAAGCUUACUCCUUGCACAACAAUGUGUCAUUUUGUCAGUGACGUGAGCUAACUAACUAGGUAACACUAGCUAGCUAUCAUAUGCCACGAGCCGAGAUCGACUGUGUGUAAGCUAGUUAGUUAGCUAGCUACAUGUCAUUUGCUGAUGAAAUUUCACAUUUACCUUUAACGCAUGGCUUUUCUUACGAUCCUAAUAAUUUACGUAUGGAUUUUCUUUACAUAUGGAUCCUAAUGAAAUGUACGUUCAACCUUUUGGCACCUAUUUGGCUCCAUUACAACUCUCCAGUGCUCCAAUGUGCAUGCUUGCAGCAAGGUAAUACUGUAUGUAUUUUUAUAAACUGGGAUGUUGGAGCCCUGAAUGCUGUUUGGUUGAAAGCCUUGGUAUAUCAUUUCAGUUGAAUGUAUUCAGUAUAACAACUGACUAGGUAUCCCCUUUCCCUUACCUCGUGCCUUAUUUGUGGGGUCAAUUUCACGAGAUAUGUAUUGAAUUCAAAAUAAAAAUAAAUCGUGAACAUGAAAAA